AUGUCGUCGCUGAAUGUUGCACUUUCAUCGUAUUCCACAAUAGCAGUAGUUUUUGAAAGGAUGAAAAUCCACAUCAAUGAGAGAAAUAGCAACAAAACACCGGAGCAAGCGCCGCUAUUUGAGUUCACUGCUGAUAAUGUUGAAAUUAUGCCUUCGAAAGAAACGGUCAAAAUUUAUAAAUUGUCAAUACCUCAUUCGUCGUGCACCGCUGCAAAGGAACUUGAG
This is a messenger RNA of Gongylonema pulchrum, 225 nucleotides long. The record is from the annotation of a GenBank genome assembly. Lineage: Eukaryota; Metazoa; Nematoda; Chromadorea; Rhabditida; Gongylonematidae.